Brassica napus (rape) is the source of this 2201-nucleotide messenger RNA. RefSeq lists its product as uncharacterized. The transcript is spliced from 2 exons. Bases 214 to 1929 code for a protein of 571 amino acids. The record is from RefSeq and is a predicted model, not a curated record. NCBI's taxonomy places the organism in Eukaryota, Viridiplantae, Streptophyta, Magnoliopsida, Brassicales, Brassicaceae.
UUACCAAGAUAGAUAAAGAGAGACAAGAUUGCUCAAAAUAAACAGAACUUUUUCUCUCGACAUUGCUACAGAAGAAAAGUCGUCAAAAGUUUCGCCGUUAUCUCUCGACGUUGCUACGGCGCGUCUCCCACCACGAGCACCAGAUCUGGUCUCGUCUCCUCUCUACGAAUUCAGCGAACUAAACAAUCUCUCAGUUGUGCUCUGCUCUCUUACAUGGAUCUCAAGCCUCCGGACGGUGAGAUCGAAGCUACGGCGACCGUAACCACUAACUGCUCCUUGCCAGCCUCCUCCUCUCCAAUGAAUAACAGCCUCUCUGUGAAAUCGUCAUCUCUCAAUGCUGAGAUUAUGAUGGGUGAAGCUCCGAUUCAAACAAAUACUGCUUCGAUUGUAGAUCCCCUUCUUUGUGACGAUGAGCUCUCCAACGCUCCUCUUGCAAUCACCGAUCAGUCAACUGCUAUCACUGAAGCAUCAUCGCCACUGGUAGACUCAGAUAUAGUUCCUCUCACUGAUGAGGAAUCUGAACUAUCUUCUAACCCACCAAAUGCUUUCAUACCAUCGAUUGGAGCAUGGGCUAAACCUCUUGCAUUUGCACCGCCUCCUACUCCACCAACACCAGCAACGCCGUCGGGUUUUGACCCGCAAUAUCUCAACAACUUACUUGAUUCUUUCUGGCCAACUCUAAAUGAUGGAAUUGGGAAAAAUCAGAAGAAAAGAGACCAACGAGCUGCUGUUCGAGAGUUUCCACUCGCUCCUGUUCCAAAAAUUCCUGUUCCGGAACUUAAAGAUGAUGGAAGCUUGAGGUUUCCGUGGGCUGCUAGAAUGAAUCCUGCUACAAGAAAUCUUUAUCGAGCGGCUAAUCCUACCUUCCGACUUGAUGGAACUCCUCAGGUUACCAUCCCUUCUCAGGUUCUUAGUUUAGGACCAGAAAAUAAAAGAGAGUAUCUGAUUGGCCAGUUUCAUCGUUGCUCUCUACCUCCUGGAGGUUUGAUUCAUGCUGUAGUAAAUAGGCUGUGGGGAAGAAGUUGCAGAAUAGGAUGUCGUAAGCUUAGUGAGUCAUCUUAUAUGUUUCACAUUCCUCAUGAUUCAACUCGAGAAUGGGUAGUUCAGAGAGGUGUAUGGCAUGUUGACGACUGUUUGUUGUUUGUUUCGCCUUGGAAAUCAGUAAAUUCGCUCAAAGUCCCUGAAGUAUCAACUAUCCCGGUUUGGGUAAACUUAAAGAAUGUUCCAGAUUGUUGCUAUUCAAGAUUAGGUCUCAGUCAUGUAGCAUCAGGACUUGGUGAGCCUAUGCAAACGCACAAACCGCGCCUUGAUCCGACUUGCUUGGGGGAAGCAAAGGUUUUAGUUGAAGUAGAGCUUGACAAGCCCUUUCCUAAGCAAAUUGCCUUAGAUGACAAACAAGGUAAUAUAUUCUUGGUAGAUGUUGAGUAUACUUGGAUUCCGAGUACUUGUGGUAGAUGUGGACACUUAGGACAUAAAGAGAAAAGAUGUCUACUUCCAGCUGUCCAAAAGAAUGAGGAAACACUUCCAGUGAAUGAGGUGAUGAAUGAAGAUCGAGGGGUUGGGUCGGAUAAGGAACAAGCUCAGGUCUAUGCUGCAUCGGAAAAAGAGGUGGUACAAGUUGAAGAUUCUGAAGCGAAUUUGGAUUUAGCUUCUACUGAUCAAAUUUUAGAACCCACUAAUGUGACAGAGAUUGAAGAGUUGCAAUCACAAAAGGGUGUUGAGCUUAAGGCUCUUUCAACGCCGGUACACUUUCUCGUCCAUUCUAAGGAAACUAUAGCCAUUGGCUCCAACUCUCAAUUCACUACAUCACCAUUAGCAGUUUGGAAUCAGGAGGCAAUUCAUUGGCCUUUAUGUACACACCUACGCAUGGCAGCCCUUUUCACAAUGCUAUUGAGCAAUUCAAUGUUCAUGAUGUUGGAGAUGGGCUAAUGAGUGAUGCUACGGCAAAUCUCAACAUGUCAAGAGGUGGGAGGCCAAUAAAACCAAGUCAAAAAUAUCAAGAUAUGGAUUGGAUCAAGAUACAAGGGAAAGGUAAGCGAGGUCGUCGAGGCCGUGGAUACCACACUCCCUAGUGUUUCCUUCUUUCUUAUCUUGCUUUAUUAAGCUUAUGUCCAUAAGUUUCUAUUUUCUAAGUUAUUGCUUAGUUCAAUAUGAGAUUGUUUCUCAUCAUGCUUUCUAAAACUUUAUGGUUUCAAAACCAU